Molecule: messenger RNA, 4227 nt
Organism: Erpetoichthys calabaricus (reedfish)
Lineage: Eukaryota; Metazoa; Chordata; Cladistia; Polypteriformes; Polypteridae
Gene: prdm10
Product: PR domain containing 10
Exons: 25
Coding region: 619-4122 (1167 amino acids)
Cellular component (GO): nucleus
Molecular function (GO): protein binding
Source: RefSeq, a predicted model, not a curated record
CAUCACCAUUUAAAUACGCAGCAAUUGCUGACUUGUGAUGCAUUCCCCUAAACUUCCUUAUCAGUGACUGGAAUGCACAACGUCAGGUAACUUGGGCGGGUAGGAUCACAGCUUAAUACCUGACAUCAAUAGCAAAAAUGUCCAUCAGCAUAAAAUCUAGUAUACACUUUGAAAAAGAAAUUAACUAUUACGUGUGCCCUAUUGGAGUUACCCUGCUUAAAUCUAAAUGCUCUUUUAUUGUUUACUUUUUAAUUUAUGGCAGUAUCACCUUUUCAUACUAAAAAUGGGUCAGUCCUAAUUACACUAGAAAAACCUUUGAAUACUUGAAGUUUGUCCCAUUUGUGACAGGACAUAGGUGAGAUGUACCUGCUAAGGAUGCAGGAAGUCAUUGACUGCUGCGUUUCUUCUUUUCUCUCAUCAGAUGGCCCUUUAUGAAGUUCCUCUAACACCCUGGAGCUUGAUUUUUGUGGUUAUGAUGGUCUCCCACAUCGUACAAGCAGCAUUCAGAGAACGUUAAUCAUGUCUCAGGAGAUGCCGGUGCGCUGAAACUUUCCGUGAGCUGGCAAAGGUGAAGAGAAAGCAGAGGGAACUGACUGGGUGAGGGGUUCAGAGCUUCAAAUGAUGGAGCCUGCCAAGCAGGAGCGGCCCUGGAGUAGCCAACAUUCGGAGCAUGAUCAUGGCAACCCCACGCAGGUCCACUUUGAGGGUGCUACUGUGGCACAGAUCGUGUACAGUGAGGACCAGGACAGGCAGCAGGCCCAGGUGGUGUACACGGCUGAUGGGAACUCCUUCACUUCAGUUGAUGCAUCAGAGCACACAUUGGUGUACAUUCAUCCUGCUGAUGGAACACAGGCAGUGUUUGCAGACCAGCCACAGGUGGCCUAUAUUCAACAAGAUGGAAACACACAGCAGGUAACAGUAUUGCUGCCCAGCACUCAGAACAUGACGGCUGCCAAUCUACAUGUGCUAAGCAAUGUUGCUGACCCACAACAGUCCAUUGGUGUAGAGCCCAUGGCUCAGGCAGCACUGUCGGUCGCUAGUACUCCAAUGCCCACAAUUGCAAGUGUUGCAGCUGCUAAUUCACUGGAGACGCUGGGGGGGCCACACUCUGCUCUGGAUACUGAUGGAGAAGAUGAUGAAGAUGAUGAGGAGGAGGGCGAUGAUUCAGAUCUUGGCGAGUGGGAAUCUGGGCCACUGCGGCCGUUUUCUCCAAAUGAUCUAUGGUGUGAGGACUGCAAUAAUGCCCACCCCACGGUGUGCUUGAAACAUGGCCCUUUGCAUCCCAUUCCUAAUAGACCUGUGCUUUCGAAAGCCCGGGCCAGCCUACCUGGGAUUCUGUCUCUUGACCGAUCUGUGGAGGGAAUCUAUUCCAAGAGACGCAUCCCCAAAAGGACUCAGUUUGGCCCAGUGGAGGCCCCAUUGGUGAAGCAGGUGGAACUUGGAGAUGGAUACAUUCAUUUAAAGGUUCGCUUGCAGGAGACUGGGAAGGAGGGGCGGAAGGGGGAUGAGCUUUGGUUUUCACUGUCUGAUGAGGACCGCUGUAACUGGAUGAUGUUUGUGCGACCAGCUCAGAACCAUCUGGAACAGAACUUGGUGGCUUACCAGUAUGGAAAGGGGAUCUAUUACACAACAAUCAAGAACAUUGAGCCAAAACAGGAGCUCAAGGUCUGGUAUGCUGCAUCAUAUGCAGAAUUUGUAAACCAAAAAGUCCAUGAUGUCACAGAAGAAGAAAGGAAAGUCUUAAGAGAUCAGGAAAAAAACUGGCCCUGCUAUGAAUGCAACAGGCGCUUCAUGAGCUCAGAGCAGCUCCAGCAGCACCUCAACAUGCACGAUGAGAAGCUGGACUUCCUGAGCAGAUCCAGGGGACGCAAUAGGGGGAGAGGGCGAAAACGAUUUGGGCCCGGACGGAGACCAGGACGCCCCCCCAAGUUCAUCCAACUUGAUACUUCUGCUGAAAAUGUUGAGGAGAGGACUCAGGACAUCCUGAAGUUUCCUAGCAAGCAGGAGUUUGGUGGCAUUUCUGAGAAUGGCCUGAAACAACAGGAGGUGGCAGAACCACAGGCAGUAGCCGAUCUCCCAAUGCACUUAGAACCUCCACAGUCGCAGCUACCACCCCCUCCACCGGCAGAGGUGCCAGACAAGGUCGAGUCUGCCCUCCCUGGCACAGAGGCGCAUCUUACGGCAAAGGAGAUGAGGCGUGCCAAGCGGAUUCGGAAUGCCGCUCUACAGCACCUUUUCAUCCGCAAGACAUUCCGGCCUUUUAAGUGCUCACAGUGUGGCAAGGCCUUCAGGGACAAGGAGAAGCUAGACCAGCAUUUGCGCUUCCAUGGACGAGAGGGUAACUGCCCUCUGACCUGUGAUAUAUGCAACAAAGGCUUCAUCAAUAGCUCAGCCCUGGAGAACCACAUGAAAUACCACUCAGACCAGAAGACUUACUCAUGCAUCUUCUGCACUGACUCCUUCGACCGGCUGGACCUGCUCAAGGAGCAUGUGGCUAUCCAUGUCACAGAUGGUUACUUUACCUGCCCAUCAUGCAAGAAACGCUUCUUGGACUUUAUACAGGUGAAAAAGCAUGUGCGCAGCUUCCACUCAGAAAAGAUCUACCAAUGCACAGAGUGUGAUAAGGCCUUCUGCCGGCCUGAUAAAUUAAGAGUACAUAUGUUGCGUCACUCAGACCGAAAGGACUUUCUGUGCUCCACAUGUGGCAAGCAGUUCAAGAGGAAAGACAAACUGCGUGAGCACAUGCAACGCAUGCAUAAUCCUGAACGAGAGGCCAAAAAAGCAGACCGCAUCCACCGGUCUAAAACCCUCAAACAGAAGCUGCCCUCCACAGAUUUUGAGAGCUACAUGUUCAAGUGUCGUCUGUGCAUGAUGGGAUUCCGUCGGCGAGGAAUGCUGGUGAAUCACUUGUCAAAGAGGCAUCCAGAGAUGAGGAUCGACGAAGUGCCUGAGCUAACACUGCCCAUUAUCAAGCCCAACCGUGACUAUUUUUGCCAAUACUGUGACAAGGUCUACAAGAGUGCCAGCAAGAGGAAGGCUCACAUUUUGAAAAAUCAUCCUGGUGCUGAGCUUCCACCUAGCAUCAGGAAACUACGACCUGCUGGCCCGGGAGAGCCCGACCCCAUGCUGAGCACCCACACACAGCUAACUGGCACCAUAGCCACUGCCCCUGUAUGCUGCCCGCAUUGCUCCAAACAGUACAGCAGCAAGACAAAGAUGGUGCAACACAUACGGAAGAAACAUCCGGAGUAUGCCCAGCUUCCCAAUGCUAUGCAUGCACCUAUGGCCACGGCAGUCAUCAGUACUGCACCAGCAGUUAUUACUACUGAUGGUACCACAGGCGAGGCUGUAGUGACUACAGACCUGUUGACGCAAGCCAUGACUGAGCUGUCUCCGACGCUGACCACCGACUACCGGACACCACAGGGUGACUAUCAACGCAUCCAGUACAUUCCAGUGUCUCAGUCAGCAGGGGGCAUGUCUCAGCCCCAGCAUAUACAGCUACAGGUUGUCCAGGUGGCACAGGCAGCCUCACCUCACCAUUCCCAGCAUUCCACAGUGGAUGUGAGCCAGUUGCAUGACCCACAUAGCUACACGCAACAUGCCAUCCAGGUGCAGCAUAUCCAAGUGACGGAACAGGGUGGGGUCACCCAGGCUUCUGGACAGGUGCCAGGUCAGCCUCUGAGUCCUGCCUCCCAGCAAACGUCUCAGGAAUUGCAAGCAGCCAGUCAGACUCAAGGCCAUGGUCUUCAAGCUUCCCAACAGCCCGGGCCUGUGCAACACACAUACUUGUCUGGAAACUGGAAUUCCUUUCGUGGCUACACUCCUGAGAUCCAGAUGAUGGCCAUUCCUCAUGCACAGUACGUCAUCACAGAAACUGGAACGCCAGUGGCAGCGGUUGGCGCUGGACAAAUCAAGGCAGUGGCUCAGGCACACUAUGUGAUUUCGGAUGGCCAAAAUGAACUGGACCCUAAGCAAACGGGCGUGCCUCAGUCUUCCACUGCUGUACACCCGGAGCAGCUUGAGCAGCAAGUGUCUGGUCAACAGCAGACCACGCAGUACAUCAUCACGACAACCACAAACGGCAAUGGCAGCAGUGAAGUUCAUAUCACUAAACCCUAAGCUUGCCCAGCCAGGACCCAAGUGGGGAAGCUUAGGCACAGGAGGAGAAGAAAGGACUUGUGUACAUUGGUUUUUAGGCUGUUAAUAAAUUUUAAGAGUUUUAAA